AUGGCCACUGUGGUAGUUCAGCAGCAGGCGCUGCACCACUCGACCCCUCCUCCCUCUCCUAUCCCCCCAGCCUUGACCAUAAACCGACGAUCAAGUCCUAUCCCGAACAAACAUAUUCCAGUAUGCCCCACCGGCCCUAUUCCAACGUCUCAGCCUACUUCCGUGUCCCGGCCCAGCCAUCAGCCUUCCUCGCUAUUGUCUCCUCCAGAUGAGAAAAUGCGCAUUGGACGACCGUCAUCCCCCGCUGUGUACGCCAUCGAUGGAGCCAAGUUAGCAGCUGCGAUCGCUCACCAAGCAUCACAACCUUUACCCGACGCAUCUCUGAUGUUUCCUUGGCUCCAUGGACUACAUCGAGACAACCAGCUGCAGCUAGGAUUCUUUUCAAGUCGCAAGCGCCAUGCUCGCCACACUCCAAAAUGCUGGCGAGGACUCACCGUGGUAAAGCUUGGAGGUGACUUGAGCAAGGCACGCAUCAAGGGCGCAGUAAGCGCCCAUGAGGUGCUGGCACCUUCGUCCCACUUCUUGAUGGCUGAUCCUCCCGAGGGAUUCUCCGUCCGCAAUUUCCAAAUACAAACUGCCAAGCUGGCUGCGAUGUCGGAUAUUGUUAUUUAUGCUGAAGAUGAUGAUCGUCAUGGCGGACUUGUUAAGCUAGCCAACCAGUUUGCCAAGGCGCAGCGGUUAUGGCGAACGAAAAUGGAUCCAUUGGAGGAGCGACCGACGUACAACACCUUCAUUCUUGCCGACAAAUUUUCCAACGUUGCGGAAAACCAACCAGAGAUCAUUGCCAUCGAUGCGCAAGGUCAACCGACAGGUCAGAUUAUGGAUUUCGUCCAAUGGGAGCGACUGGAAAUGUCUACAAUGUCCCGGGCAUCUGAGAUUUCGUCCAAUGUUUGGCUUGGGUCUACCCCGGACUACUUCCAUACGGCAGGAGCUCUUGAGUCACCAAAGGAAGAGGGCUAUGACCUGUUAAUCGAAGCAUGCGACAUGGCCAACAUCCCUGGUCCACGGUUCCUCGCCAUGCUCGACAAACAGAUAGAGAGUUGUCCACAGCGCUUGGAGUUCCCUUCAUCGGGAUCUCUUGUGCUUCCAUCGGGUAACACCCGAGAGAUUGAGGACAUUGUCAACACCAUCAGGUGGAUCUACUAUCUCGCACACCCAGAGACUUCAUCGGAAGAGCUCGACACUGACGGAGACGUUGCAAUGACCAAAUCGAGCGGGAAACCCCGCAAGAUCCUCAUCCACUGUGCGGACGGUUAUACCGAAAGUUCGUUGCUGGCAGUGGCGUACUUUAUGUUUGCAGAAGGCGUGCCUGCCCAUGAAGCUUGGCUUCGACUGCAUUGCGAUAAGAAACGCAACUUCUUUGCUUAUGCUACAGACGUUGCUUUCCUAUGCCACAUUCAAGGACGUCUCUUGCAGGAAAGCCCCGCAACUCAGUCGACGGAUCUCUCGGAAAUCUGUGAUCCGAAUUGGUUUCACAACAUGGACGGCUCCCUCCCCAGCCGUGUCCUGCCGUAUCUGUAUCUGGGCAAUCUGAAUCAUGCGAACAACCCGGAGCUUCUGUGGCAGCUUGGGAUCAAGCGUGUGCUUAGUAUUGGCGAGGCUGUCAAUUGGACAGAUACGGACCGCGCCAACUGGGGACCCGAUAAUUUGAUGUACAUUGACAAUGUCCAAGACAAUGGUAUUGAUCCUUUGUGUCAGGAGUACGAUCGUUGUUUGGACUUCAUUGAAAAAGGAAAGCGCCAGGGCACGGCCACAUUGGUUCAUUGUCGAGUCGGUGUUUCUAGAUCAGCAAGUAUUUGCAUCGCUGAAGUCAUGGCGUCCAAAAAUCUCUCUUUCCCACGUGCAUACUGCUUUGUCCGCGCAAGGCGACUCAACGUUAUCAUCCAACCUCACCUUCGCUUUGUCUAUGAACUCCUUCAAUGGGAGGAGUAUCAAAUGAAAAAGCGAGGCCAGCCCAUCAAGCGAGAGCUUGAAUGGGACAUUGUUGCGCGUGAGAUAGCUCUGCUCAACAAGCCGUAUUCGAGGCACUAA
This is a messenger RNA of Penicillium samsonianum, 2031 nucleotides long. RefSeq names its product tyrosine/serine/threonine protein phosphatase PPS1 (gene pps1). NCBI's taxonomy places the organism in Eukaryota, Fungi, Ascomycota, Eurotiomycetes, Eurotiales, Aspergillaceae. Gene Ontology annotation, molecular function: protein tyrosine/serine/threonine phosphatase activity. The transcript is spliced from 6 exons. Gene Ontology annotation, biological process: protein dephosphorylation; nuclear DNA replication. Bases 1 to 2031 code for a protein of 676 amino acids. The record is from RefSeq and is a predicted model, not a curated record.